GCUCAUCGUUGACAUCGGCCAUCAUCCAUCCAGUCCAGUCCUCAGCUCCACGCGCACCACCGAUCCACCGGAGAUGGGCCUGAGCCCCUCCAAGCGCGUGGACGCGGCGCUGCGGCGCGCGCCGGCGUUCGCCGCCGCCUGCGACGACGCCUUCGAACGGUGCCUCGCCGACGCGCAGGGCGCCUUCGGGGGCGUCCGCCUCUACCAGCUGGCCGACGCCGCGGCGCGCCUCCACGCGUCGCUCCGCGCGUCCGUCCCGCUGGUCCGGCGCUGGGUGCCCUCACCGCCGCCCCGCGCCCGCGUCGACGCCGCGCUCCGCGCCGCGGGGCUCGAGGGCGAGGCGGAGCUCUCCCGGGCCCAGCUCGGGGAGUUCGCCGCCGUGCUGUUUAGGGAGGCCGUCCUGGCCGGCGCGGCGGAGGCGGCGCUCGUGCGCGCCCCGGCCGCCGCGGCCGGGAUCGUCGGGCUGGGCGUGGCGGCGCGCGCCGCGCCCGCGGUGGUCGGGAGGGUCGUCGCCGUCUACGCCGCGGGCGCCGCCGCCGCGCUUUACCUCAGCCUGGGCUAGGUAUUGGGUGGACAUCAAGAUUAUCAUAAGGAGGAUGAACAGAUGCAUUGCAUCGUGGAAGCUAACGGCAACCCAGGAAGAUGGUGUAAACCGAUGGUGCAAUACUUGGAGGAGGCUAUCAGGGCGCAGCUGGCAAUCGGGCCCUCCUAAAGAAAAUCAAACUGAGCACCGCGUAGGAGUUCUGAAUCUGGGACUUGCGCUCCUUGAGGUUCUCUGUUCUUGUUUUUUCUUUUUCUUUUUUUCUGAAACUCUGUUUUAGCCUAUGCCUGUAAGGUGCUGAACUGUUGGUCUAGCUCUCUUCUAGCAGACCUUUGGCUUUGUUUUCCCUCAACUGUAAACGCUGAAACUCUUGUGCUUUGUUUCUAAUGGAAAUGGAGCUGGGCAUUCGGCGCCUUUUGAUCUAAAAAAACUUAAGGAAAUAGAAGAAGUUCGGGGUUUCAAA
Panicum virgatum (switchgrass) is the source of this 1004-nucleotide messenger RNA. RefSeq lists its product as uncharacterized. NCBI's taxonomy places the organism in Eukaryota, Viridiplantae, Streptophyta, Magnoliopsida, Poales, Poaceae. The record is from RefSeq and is a predicted model, not a curated record. The coding region runs from base 74 to 562 and encodes 162 amino acids. The transcript has 2 exons.